Messenger RNA from Catharus ustulatus (Swainson's thrush), 2086 nucleotides. RefSeq names its product histone deacetylase 6 (gene HDAC6). Gene Ontology annotation, biological process: chromatin organization. Lineage: Eukaryota; Metazoa; Chordata; Aves; Passeriformes; Turdidae. The transcript has 12 exons. Gene Ontology annotation, cellular component: histone deacetylase complex. The coding region runs from base 122 to 1768 and encodes 548 amino acids. Gene Ontology annotation, molecular function: histone deacetylase activity; zinc ion binding. The record is from RefSeq and is a predicted model, not a curated record.
AGAGGAGGAUGAGGAGGAAAAGGAGGAGCUGGAGGGGGAUGGGAACCCCCCAGAGACCCCCCCAGAGACCCCCCCGGAGCCGGCACCGAGAGCCCGAGUGGGGCUGGUGUAUGACCCACGGAUGGAGGAGCACAGGAACACCUGGGACAGCCACCACCCCGAGUGCCCGCAGCGCCUGGCGCGGAUCCUGCAGCGCCUGCAGGAGCUGGGGCUGGCCCAGCGCUGUCUCCGCCUGCCCGCGCCCCCCGCCAGCCCCCGGCAGCUCCGGGCCUGCCACACCCGUGCCCACGUGCGGGCGCUGUCGCGGGUCCCCGCGCUGUCCCCGCGGGAGCUGCGGGCGCUGUCGCAGCGCUAUAACAGCGUGUACCUGUGCCCCAAAUCCUACAGCGCCGCUCGCAGGGCCGCGGGGGGAGCGUGCGCGGCUGCGGGGGCCGUCAUCGGGGGACAGGUGCGCUCUGCCCUGGCCGUUGUUCGCCCCCCAGGCCACCACGCCCGCCCGGGCUCUGCCGGGGGUUUUUGUCUCUUCAACAACGUGGGGGUGGCUGUGCGCCACGCCCAGAGCCUGGCGGGGACCCCCCUCAGGGUGCUGAUCCUGGACUGGGACGUUCACCACGGCAACGGCACCCAGGAGAUCUUCGAGGAGGACCCCAGUGUCCUGUACGUGUCCCUGCACCGCCACGACGGCUCCUUCUUCCCGGGGGGGGCCGGGGGGUCCCCGCGGCGCCGGGGGAGGGGUCCCGGCCAGGGCUUCACCCUGAACGUGGGGUGGGGGGCGCCCCGAGUGGGGGACCCCGAGUACCUGGCGGCGCUGAGCCGGCUCGUGCUGCCCGUGGCCUGCCAGUUCGGGCCGGAGCUGGUGCUGGUCUCGGCCGGGUUCGAUGCGGGCCGGGGGGACCCCCUGGGGGGGUGCCAGGUGUCCCCCCAGACCUUCGGGCUCAUCACCCACCUGCUGGGGGCGCUGGCGGGGGGGCGGCUCGUGCUCGUGCUCGAGGGCGGGUACAACCUGGCAGUGACAGCAGAGGGGGUGGGGCAGUGCCUGGGGGUCCUGCUGGGAGACCCCCCCUCGCUGCCCCCCCCCGGGACCCCCCAGCCGGGGGCGCUGCGAGCCCUGGGCCGAACCCUGAGGGCACAGAGGGGCUGCUGGAGCUGCCUGCGCCUGCCCCGCGUUGAGCCCCCCCAGAAUUCCCCCAAGGAGGGGGAGGGCGGCGAUGACGUCACACCCGCCGCCGAUGACGUCACGGCCCCGCCCCCUCUGGACGAUGCCAUUCGCCGCUUGGGGGCGCUGCAGCUCGGGGAGGCCUCGGGGGGCGGGGUCAAAGCGGAUCAGGGGGCGGAGCCUCCGCCAAGCCCCGCCCCCUCGGCAGCGGCCGCGAGCGCCCCCUGCUGGGAGGAGGAGGAGGAGCUGGAGGAGGGGGCGCUGUUCGCCGUGACCCCGCUCCGGGACUGUCCCCACCUGGGGGCCGUGUCCCCUCCCCCCGCGGGGGGGGCGCUGGGGGAGCCCCUCCCCCCCCCCUGCGGCACCUGCGGGAGCCGCCGCGAGAACUGGCUGUGCCUCACCUGCCACCAGGUUCAGUGUGGCCGCUAUGUCGGGGGGCACAUGGUGCAGCACGGGGAGAGCUCGGGACACCCCCUGGUGCUGAGCCUGCGAGACCUGGCGGCCUGGUGCUACCCCUGCGGGGGGUACGUGUCACACCCGGUGCUGCUCCCCACCAAGACCUUCAUCUACCGCCUCAAAUUCGGCACUGACCCCCCCACCUCGUCCUUCUGAGCCCCUCCCCCAGCCCCGGACACCCCCCCCUCCCCUCCCCCCACUCUUAAAGGGCUACACACGUGCCAUUCCCCCCCCCACCAUCACCAGCACCCCGGGACCCCCAAACCCCCCCUGGGCCAAAGGCUGGGCCGGACCCAGGGGUGGGGGAGGGGCAGAGAGGGGCGGGGGGCACCUCCCCUCCCCCACAUCACCGCGGGGGGGGGUCCCGGGCACGCGGGGGGACCCCAAGUUUUGUAUCCCCCUCCCCUUUUUGGGAUGGUUUUGUACAAUCCCCGUUUGUUACGCCGAGACACCAAUAAACAACACUGGGCGAGG